AUGCAGCAUGAGCCCGCCACCUUGGAUGGACUACAGAUCUACUCCGAAUCCCCUCAUGUUAGCCGCUUCUUUUGUAGAACCUGUGGUGCUCACAUCUUUGCCAGGUUGAAAUCGAGUGGCAGAUAUCUGGUCGCCGCGGGGGUCGUAGUAUUAGAUGACACUCCUCCAGUGAAGAGUAUCCAGCACUGGCAGUCCGAGGAUACUGGCGAUGGCGGAUUGAGCACAUUCCUUCCAGGUUGGCCAGCAAGGGAAAGAUGUGCUCUACAGGCCGGUUUCGAACAGUCUUCCGACGAAGUGGAUGUCAGUACCAGCAGCACAAGUCAGAAUACGCUGAAUAUUCCGCUGCAUCAAGGCGAACUACAUGCUCAAUGCCACUGCGGAGGCAUCCAAUUCUACAUCACUCGACCAGACGUAUCUUCAUCCCAGGCAUGGUCACCCUGGCCUGACUUGCUAGUACCCUAUCACUCCAAAUCGUCAGACAACCCCAACGACGUCAAAUGGUGGUUAUGCGAUGGAGAUACCAAGUAUCUCGCAGGGACCUGUGCCUGCACUUCCUGUCGACUCGGCAGUGGAUUUCCCAUCCAAGCUUGGGCCUUUGUUCCCAGAUCCAACCUCUUCAACGCUGACCGAUCGCCACUAUCCUUUGAUCGUGGAACUAUGCAGCGGUAUGAGAGCUCCCCAGAUGUAUACCGGGAGUUCUGCAAACGUUGCGGAGCCAACGUUUUCUGGCACAACACUGGGCGACCAACGAUAAUUGAUGUGAGUGUGGGGUUGUUGAGAGGGAGAGAAGCCAGAGUAGAGGGCUGGCUCGAAUGGGCAACGGGGAGAGUUAGCUUUACCGAACUGGCAGUGCAGAAGGACCUUGUUGGCCUUUUAGAGAAAGGUCUGCGAGAAUAUCAUGGGAGUCAUAGUGAGCCUAGCUAG
Molecule: messenger RNA, 924 nt
Organism: Penicillium waksmanii
Lineage: Eukaryota; Fungi; Ascomycota; Eurotiomycetes; Eurotiales; Aspergillaceae
Exons: 1
Coding region: 1-924 (307 amino acids)
Molecular function (GO): carbon-sulfur lyase activity
Source: RefSeq, a predicted model, not a curated record